Sciurus carolinensis (gray squirrel) is the source of this 2458-nucleotide messenger RNA. RefSeq names its product phospholipase D family member 6 (gene Pld6). Gene Ontology annotation, molecular function: RNA endonuclease activity producing 5'-phosphomonoesters, hydrolytic mechanism. The transcript has 2 exons. Gene Ontology annotation, biological process: piRNA processing. Gene Ontology annotation, cellular component: mitochondrion. The record is from RefSeq and is a predicted model, not a curated record. Bases 105 to 773 code for a protein of 222 amino acids. Lineage: Eukaryota; Metazoa; Chordata; Mammalia; Rodentia; Sciuridae.
GGGGCGUGGCGAGGGCGUAGCUAGCACGUGGCGUGGCGUGCCAGGGCACGUGGUCUGGUGCGCAGGCGCGGUGCCCUCCAGUCUGGGGCCUCAGCAGCGGCGCCAUGGAGCGGUUGCGCUGGCAGAUGGUGGCUGUGGCGGCCGCAGGCUUCGCUCUGGCCCUGGAGGCGCUGCCCUGGCUGCUGCGCUGGCUACGGGCUGGGCGACCGCGGCGCGAAGUACUCUUCUUCCCGUCGCAGGUGACCUGCACGGAGGCCCUGCUGCAGGCCCCGGGCACGACGCCAGCCCGACCUCCCUCCGGCUGCCCGUGCAGCCUACCCCACUGCGAGAGCUCGCUGAGCCGUCUGCUGCGCGCGCUGCUGGCCGCCCGUGCCAGCCUCGAGCUCUGCCUCUUCGCCUUCUCCAGCCCGCAGCUGGGACGCGCCGUCCAGCUGCUGCAUCAGCGCGGGGUGCGAGUGCGGGUCAUCACCGACUGCGACUACAUGGCCCUCAACGGCUCGCAAAUCGGCUUGCUGCGCAAGGCAGGUAUCCAGGUACGGCACGACCAAGACCUGGGCUACAUGCACCACAAGUUUGCCAUUGUGGACAAGAAAGUGCUCAUCACUGGCUCCCUCAACUGGACCACGCAAGCAAUCCAGAACAAUAGGGAAAAUGUCCUGAUCAUGGAGGAUGCGGAGUACGUGAAGCUGUUCCUUGAGGAAUUCGAGCGGAUCUGGGAAGAGUUUAACCCCACCAAGUACAGCUUUUUCCCACAAAAGAAGCGAAGUCGCUGAAGCUGUACCCAUCGUUAUCCUCAGAGUUUCAGGGGGCACAUCCUGCACUGGAAAACCACCCCAACCUGCAGAGAAGCAGAGUUUGCACUUCCUGGGCAUCAAGCUGUGCUCUGAGACUUCCACCCAGAAAGUCACUUAGGUGAAACUCUUUUGCUGAUUUACUACACUGAGUUGAAGAAUGUUGGGGUUAAGAAGGGAGAUUUCUGUUUUAUCAGGUCAGUGCCUUUGGACUUCACCCUUUCCCCAUCUCCAUAAUAAACUCAACCCUGGCUCCUUGCAGCCUGCUUUUGGGAGCUUUGACAUAUCCUGCUUUAGAACCCAGUUUUUCAGGCUAUGUAGACAGGCACAGGGCCUCUGAACAUCCCAUGCCAUCUUCUGUUUCUAGAAAGGUGUCUGCUUGGGCAGGCUUUGUCCAGGUCAGCCCUUGGCCUGUCCCUGAAGAUCUUCCUUCCCUCAUCUGGACCUUUCCUAGCCAGCACAAGAGUGCACCUGGCUUGCAGGGUGACAGGCUCUUCACACCUUGCUGUCCCAGCUCUCUGGUUAGAGGAAGUCAAGCUACCUUCCAGGGCUGCCUCAGAGCUGGAGCUGCCAGAAAAGGCAUGCCGUUCUCUUAGGCACCUGCCUUCCAGGCAUUGAGUGAUGGUGUGGCCCUCUACAGCUAGCCUUCAUUUUCCUGUGGUGCAGUGCCAUGGUCUGCUGAUGUGGGCUGCAGGUAGCCAGAAGCCGUCUGUUUCUACAUUGUGCUUAUAAUUUUUAACACCCUUAUGUUCAAGAUAAUCUUGUGUGGUUAGGAGCAACCUCACCUUAGCACCUGUGGACCCAGCAAAUUCACUCCAGCUCAUUGUAAUGAAUUGUGGGGUUCCUGACCACAAGCAGACUCCAGAAAAGGAGAGUCCUCUCCAGCUGCGGUACCCUGACCUCCAUGUGUUUAGCUCGAAGCUUUGAUGCACAGAUAGUUAGGGAAACAGAUUUUUCAUAUGCAUUUGUGAAAUGUUUCAGAUUAUUAUUAUUUGUUUUGGUAAUGUGUACCUUACAUGCAAGUAGCCUGAAUAAUAUCUGAAGCUACGAUUUUGCUGUUGUUGGUGUUUGUGUGUGAUAAGCUGGGUGACUGUUACAAGGACUGAGCAGAUGGGGUCUCCCAUCUAUAGGAGCUCAUGUUACUGUCAACACCUGGAGACUACUUAGUGCUGUGUAUUUCCCCUUUUCUAAAGUUACCUUUGAUUUUGUGCUAGGCAAAUUAACUCGAAGUUAAUUUUCUAAAAACUAAUGGAGGCUAUAAAAUGUAAUAUACCCAGAAGUGGUUACAUUAAGUGUUUUCUUUCCCAAGUUUGUGAACUCCCAUGGUAUGUUCUGGAAGGAGAACUGUUGUCACACAGUGUCUUCUGAGUGACACUGCUUUGGGACCCUGGGCUUCUGGCACUUUUGAAUAAAUAUGUGCUGAUUCUGGAACACAAAUGCCGUGUGGCUUUACCUUAUCCUGCUGUGUUCAGACAGCAACUAUUCUUUAUUAAAACUUUUUUUUUGCAGGGAAUAUAUAGCUAUUUAGACACUAGUGGUCAAGAUAGAAGCCCCUCAAAAAGCAGCAAGACUGUGAGGUGUUAUUUGGGUACAUCCUGGAUAUGAGUGUUUUCCAAAAUCCUAGCUUCUUUUGAUUCUAUUUCUAGACCUACAAGGCAUGGCGAUUC